Messenger RNA from Rhipicephalus sanguineus (brown dog tick), 2395 nucleotides. Its product is annotated as protein GDAP2 homolog. The record is from RefSeq and is a predicted model, not a curated record. The transcript is spliced from 9 exons. NCBI's taxonomy places the organism in Eukaryota, Metazoa, Arthropoda, Arachnida, Ixodida, Ixodidae. Bases 383 to 1867 code for a protein of 494 amino acids.
GACGCGAGGGGUGUCAACACAGUCGGUAGCGGGAGGCUGGUGAUUGGUGACGGCUGUGUUGCUCUAUCGGAUUCUACAGUUCCCUUCGCGAUAACUGUUUGUGCCCUUUUCUUGGUGUUUCCCGUUUGCACGAACAAAAAUAUGUGGCCGCCCGGACUCGUUUGCUGCGUCCAUUAGCUGUGCGAACCACCGGCAGUCGGGAGGUCACGUGCGUGAAUGCGCUCAGCUGGGUUUGUGCUGUUGCGUGCAAAAACUCCGUCGGCCGCUCGCUGUCUCCGGUUUGCGUUGCAGAACGCCCCCUUUGCAUGAAUUUAUUGUGCUUGCACAGCCCUCAAAACUUGCAGUAUUUCUCUACUAGCUUGUACUCACCUUACUUGGAGCAAUGGACCCGUUGGGCUCACCUCUGGACAUUGUAGACGUUACGGUCCUGAAACGAUGGCACCAAAUUGCUCCUCGAGAGCCCGCCCUUACAGAAGAAAGCGAACCAGGUGCCCAAAACAGUUGCUACCGAGAGAAGACGCCGUUUCCCAUCAACGAAGAGCUUAAUCGAAAGAUUGCUCUAUGGGUUGGCGAUUUGACCAGCUUGAAUGCCCACGCCAUUGUCAACUCUACAAACGAAAAUCUGACAGACAAAAGCCCUCUAAGUCAAAGGCUCGUAGCGAGGGCCGGACCACAGAUGAGGCAAGACUUGCACAACGAAAUUCAGUCAUGCCGCACAGGAGAAGCUAAAUUGAGCAAGGGGUACAACCUUCCAGCACGGUUUGUGAUCCAUACAGUAGGGCCCAAGUACAAUGUCAAGUUCCACACAGCCGCAGAGACGGCCCUUCAUUCAAGUUACUGGCGGGUGCUGCAGAUGCUACCCGAGCAUGGGCUUCGCACUCUUGGGCUCUGCCCAAUACAUUCCGUUCGCAGGUCCUAUCCCACACAAGAAGGAGCCCACCUAGCUCUUAGAACAAUUCGUCGCUUUCUUGAAAGUCACGGGGACGCAGCGGACCUCAUUGUCCUUGCUGUAGAAGGUGGCGAAGUGGGCACAUAUGAGCAGCUGCUACCACUGUACUUCCCACGCACUAGCCUGGAAGAAGAGGCUGCACAGCGGAGGUUACCCAAAGAUAUUGGUGGGCCUCAUGGUGAGCCUCUGCUGCCUGAGAGAGGUAUCCGCAUUGUCGACAAGCCCUUUGGAGAGGAAGCAAGUGAAGAGAAGGAGCUGGAUCCAGGGCCCCUAAUGGAGGGGUCGGUGUGUGUCGGCCGUACAGCCUUCGCACGCAUGCAAGCCGAUGUCGACAGGCAGGGUGGACGUGUACUCUCAGAUCCCAUGACACGGGAAAUCCAACGUGCACAUAGAUACACCAGGCUAUUGCGGAAAGCCCGUCAGGAGGAUCUGCGCCCAGUGCGAGAAGCACGUUUCUUUUACGAGGCCGGACGAGAUAGAAGGGGGCGCCCUGUGUUUGUCUUUGUGGGACGAAGGUUUCGAGGCUUGAACCCAGAACAGGUGCUGCUGCAAAUCCUGCUCACGCUGGACACUGUGACACAGGCGUUUGUGGCUGUCUACCUUCACACAGUGGCACAAGAGCCCCCCGAGUUGGAGGCUCUCCUGAAAGAUGCGCUCGAGCUGUUGGGCCCCAAGCACCGGCAGAACCUGCACUGCCUCUACCUUGUGCAUCCAGGCUGGUGGACACGGGUGGCAGCAUGGUGGUUCUGCACAUUCCGUGCCCCUGACCUGAGGCAUCGGUUGUGCCUGGUGUCCAAGCUGGACGAGCUGUACCACGACAUUGCGCCUGACCAGCUGGAUCUGCCACGAUUUGUCCUUGACCAUGAUUUUAUGAUAAAUGGGCCACGACGACAAGAAAUUGCACCAGACAUGGGAUAGUCUUCCUGCCUCAUUUUACGUGUGGUGUCAUGCCACUUCGUUGAGGGCUUUUAAUUUUCUAUUUUGUACAGUGCUGAACUCGAAGCUUUUGCCAAAGCGAAAAGUUGCCUUAUCUCAUAUGUUGCUAUAAGGCACAUGUGUGCCUUUUAUUUUGUUUCUGUAGGGCAGAGUGAUGUGCGCAAGUUUUGUCAUUUGUUCUUGCUAGUCUUCAAAUAAUCAGUGGUUCACUGAGUAUUGUGUGUUUGGGGCUGGUAGUUACAGCUAUGGCAGCUGUAUGGGACAGGGGCUCAUGCUUUUCUCUUUUAUUAGCUGUUCGGAUGACUUCUAAGCUGAUGGAACGGAUGUUUCACCAGAUGAGCGGGACUUUUCUUUUAUGUGUAGAUAUCUGUUUUAUGUCAAUUCCUGCUGUUUGCAUAAGUUUGCAUGCAUUGGGCAGAUGUGGGAUAUGAAUAUAUUUUUUCUUACAAGACCUGCAGUGUUCAAUCUGUAAACAUUUUGUAUGUAUAAAGAUUUUCUAUGACAAUUUCA